Molecule: messenger RNA, 846 nt
Organism: Gigantopelta aegis
Lineage: Eukaryota; Metazoa; Mollusca; Gastropoda; Neomphalida; Peltospiridae
Product: serine/threonine-protein kinase rio1-like
Biological process (GO): maturation of SSU-rRNA
Cellular component (GO): cytosol; preribosome, small subunit precursor
Molecular function (GO): protein serine/threonine kinase activity; ATP binding
Source: RefSeq, a predicted model, not a curated record
AAAUCAGAUCGUGCAACUACUGAACAAGUUCUUGACCCUCGGACCAGAAUGAUAUGUUUAAAACUCCUCAGUCGAGGCUACAUAUCAGAGAUAAAUGGGUGUGUCAGUACAGGAAAGAAGCCAAAGUUGUAUCACGCAACAAGUCCUGAAGGAGAUUGUGCAAUAAAAGUCUAUAAAACAUCUAUUUUAGUUUUCAAGGACAGAGACAAAUAUGUGACCGGUGAAUUCCGUUUCAGACAUGGCUAUUCUCGCCAUAAUCCACGAAAGAUGGUUCGUCUCUGGGCAGAGAAAGAGAUGCGUAAUUUGUCGCGAUUGUACCAACACGGUAUACUUGUCCUCAAACCUAUCAUACUGCGUAGUCAUGUAUUGGUGAUGAAGUUUUUAGAACAAUGGUGGCCAUAUCCUAAAUUAAAAGACAUUGAUCUUAGUGAUAGUAAAGCACGUGAAAAAUAUCUAGAAUGUAUCUUGAUGAUGCGUAAGUUAUACCAUCAUUGCAGACUUGUGCAUGCUGAUUUGAGUGAGUACAACAUUCUUUAUGGUAACAAAACACCUUAUAUUAUCGAUGUAUCUCAAUCGGUUGAGCAUGAUCACCCAAAGCAAGCCUUAGAGUUCCUUCGUAAAGACUGUACUAAUAUCACGGUUUUCCGUAAGAAAUAUGUGCAUGUUAUGGAUGUUAGAGAAUUAUUUGAAUUAAUUACUGACCCCACUAUCACAGAAGAUAACUUGGAGGAAUAUUUAGAACGUGUUCAAGAAAAGGCCACUUCAAGAGAUUUUUCAUCUAAGUCAGUUGAAGAUGAAGUUUCGGAAGCUGAUUUCAGAACAUUUUUAUUCCACGAUCACUGGUGA